Messenger RNA from Hypoxylon trugodes, 1005 nucleotides. RefSeq names its product glutathione S-transferase. The record is from RefSeq and is a predicted model, not a curated record. Gene Ontology annotation, cellular component: cytoplasm. The transcript is spliced from 3 exons. Lineage: Eukaryota; Fungi; Ascomycota; Sordariomycetes; Xylariales; Hypoxylaceae. Gene Ontology annotation, molecular function: glutathione transferase activity. Bases 1 to 1005 code for a protein of 334 amino acids.
AUGUCUCAACCAACCGAAUACCAGAAAGAUGGUCAUUUCACGAGACCAGCCAGUACAUUUCGCGAUUUCAUCUCCGCAGACCCCAACUCAAAAUUCCCCGCCGAGAAAGGCCGUUAUGCACUAUACCUUUCCCCAGGAUGUCCAUGGGCACACCGCACAAUGAUCGUGCGCGCCCUAAAGCGCCUCGAAGAUGUGAUCGACCUCUACAUCCUAAGCCCCAGCAUGAGCAAAGAAGGCUGGGGAUGGGUAUUCGACGGCUCACACGGCACUCUCCCAAAGGACCCUCUAUACGGGUUGACCUACCUCCGGGAUCUAUACUUCAAAGCCGACCCCGAAUUCAACGGUAGGUUUACCGUGCCAGUCCUAUGGGACAAGAAAAACGCUACCAUCGUGAACAACGAAUCUAGCGAAAUAAUCCGCAUGUUCUACUCCGAGUUCGAUGAAUUCGUACCGGAGCGUUUCCGCGAGGUUAAUAAACCGGGCGGUGGUUUGUAUCCGGAAAACUUGCGCAAGGAGAUUGAUGAGUUGAAUGAUUGGGUUUAUAAUACGGUUAAUAACGGCGUGUAUAAGUGUGGUUUUGCUGGGAAGCAGGAGUCGUAUGAUGAGAAUGUGUACCCGUUGUUCGAGUCACUUGAUAGACUCGAGGCGAUCUUGGCGAAGGGACAGCCGUUCUUGUUUGGGAAUCAUCUGACUGAGGCCGAUAUCCGGUUGUAUACGACGAUUGCGCGCUUUGAUGUCGCGUACCACUCCGUCUUCCAGUGCAAUCUUAAGAGUAUUCGGCAUGAUUACCCUUUCUUGCACAGAUGGUUCCGUCGGUUGUAUUGGGAUGAUGGACAUGAUAAGACAGCGGGUGCUUUCCAUCGGACUACGGCGCCGUGGAUCAAAUUCUACGCCGAGGGGUAUUCGAGGGCGAGGUCUAAGGUUACGGGAAGUCAGGCUGCUGUUAUUGUUCCUAGAGGACCGGCUGUGCUUGUUGAGCCUUUAAAAGAUGAAGAGAGGAUUUGA